Diceros bicornis minor is the source of this 1650-nucleotide messenger RNA. RefSeq names its product zinc finger protein OZF-like. Gene Ontology annotation, molecular function: RNA polymerase II cis-regulatory region sequence-specific DNA binding; DNA-binding transcription factor activity. NCBI's taxonomy places the organism in Eukaryota, Metazoa, Chordata, Mammalia, Perissodactyla, Rhinocerotidae. The record is from RefSeq and is a predicted model, not a curated record. The transcript is spliced from 5 exons. Gene Ontology annotation, biological process: regulation of transcription by RNA polymerase II. The coding region runs from base 1 to 1650 and encodes 549 amino acids.
AUGGACUUCACCCAAGAGGAAUGGGCAUUGCUGAAUUCAUCUCAGAGAAAACUGUACAGAGAUGUGAUGCUGGAGAACUAUAGAAACUUGGCUUCACUGGGACCUCAAUUCAGAAAACCCACUCUGAUCACCCAUAUGGAGCAGAAAGAUGAAAUGCAGAUAGUGGAGAGAAGAAUUCACCAAGACACCUGUUCAGAUGGGAUGAUUUUCCUGAAAACCAAACAAUCACAACAUAAACAAGAUAUUGUGGAGAAAGAAACAUUCAGUGUCAAGAAGGAGGAGCAAACUCAUGAAGGCAAACCUAUGGAGUGGAGUGAAAUCGUUGAAACCUUAAGCGUGAAAUCUAGUAUUACUCAGAAUCAGAGAAUUCAUCCUGGAGAGAAACCCCACCAAUGCCUUGACUCUGGGAAAGCUCUCACAGAUUGUUCACAUCUUAAGCCACCUGAGAGAAUUCUUCAUGGGGAAAAAUCCUAUGAAGGUAGAAAAGAUGAAAAUGCCUUCAACAGGAGCUCUUACUUAGCUGUGCACAAGAGACAAUAUACAAGAGAGAAAUCCUGUGAAUACAGCGACGGUGGGAAAGUCUUAAGUUCAACCUUAUACCUUGAGAAGCAUGAAAAAACUCACAUUAGAGAGAAAUCUUUUGAAUGUAGUCAGUGUGGUAAAGUAUUACAGAGCCACUCAUCCAUGAAGUUGCACAUGAGAACCCACACUGGAGAAAAACGUUUUAAGUGUAAUCAGUGUGGGAAAACCUACAGCUCAACCUCUUACCUUACACGGCACAAAAGAAUUCAUACUGGGGAGAAACCUUAUAAAUGUCAUGACUGUGGAAAAACCUUCAGAGAUAGCUCACUUCUCAGACAACAUCAAGGAGUUCAUUUAAGAGAAAAACUCUACAAAUGUAAUCAAUGCAGCAAAACCUUCAGUAGGAGCUCUACACUUACCCUGCACAAGACAAUACAUACUGGAGAGAAACCCUACGCAUGUGAUGAUUGUGGGAAAACCUUCAGCAUUCUCCCAUACCUUAGAAGACAUGAGAGAAUCCACACUAGAGAGAAGAAGUCCAUUGAAUGUAGCCACUGUGGAAAAGUACUAAGUUGUCAGUCAUCCCUUAAGACACACCUGCGGAUGCAUACCGGAGAGAAACCUUACAAGUGCGAUCAAUGCGGAAAAACUUUUAGGAUGAGCUCUAAUCUUAUUGUGCACAAGAAAAUUCAUACUGGCGAGAAACCCUGUAAGUGCAAUGACUGUGGAAAAGCCUUCAGGGAUCACACAUGCCUGAAAGAACAUGUGAGAAUUCACACGGGAGAAAAACCCUUUACAUGUAAUCAAUGUGGAAAAGCCUUCAGGGUGAAAUCUUUCCUUAUUUUGCACAAGAAAAUUCACAUGAGAAGGAAAGAAUAUGAAUGUAAGGAAUGCGGGAAAGUCUUCAGUGGUCUCUUAUCUCACAAGAGACAUAUGAAAAGUCAUACCAGAGAAAAGAAACCCUUUAAGUGUAGUGAGUGUGGAAAAGCCUUUAGGAGAGAGUACAUACUGGAGAAAAACCCUAUAAAUGCAAUGUCUGUGGGCAAGCUUUCAGUAAACUCGUAUCCCUUCGGCAUCAUGAGAAAACUCAUGCUGGAUAAAACUUCUAAUGACAUCCAUGUAGAAUAG